UAUGAAAUUGUAAAUUAGUCAUUUCGCUCUAGUUAGUGUUUCGUUGUACAGGCAAUAUAUUUUUAGUAUAUUAAAUACUAACAAUAAGUAAACUUAUAAAAAAUAUAGUGUAGUAUAUUAAUUAAAUACUAAAGAUAUAGACUAAAAUAUAUAAAAAAACUUUGAAUUUACCACUAAAAAUUGUAAUUGGUUACAAGAAUUCAUGCGCCAUGCUUUCUUGAUUUUAUAGUGUCAACAAAUAAUCUGUUUCACGUUCAGUCUUCAAUUAAGAUAUUUUGUACAUUUAUAUUGUAUUAAAUAUAUUUUGAAAUAAGAUGUCUUAUCAGUUAUAUAGAAACACAACGUUAGGAAAUACGUUACAAGAAAGUCUUGAUGAAUUGAUUCAGUAUGGACAAAUUACGCCACAACUUGCCAUAAAGGUAUUAUUGCAAUUUGACAAAGCUAUCAACCAAGCACUUGCUACUAGAGUUAAAUCACGACUUACAUUUAAGGCAGGAAAAUUAAAUACCUACAGAUUUUGUGAUAAUGUUUGGACAUUUAUGCUUAAUGAUGUUGAAUUUCGAGAGGUUCAAGAGAUUGCUGUAGUGGAUAAAGUAAAAAUAGUUGCUUGUGAUGGUAAAACAUUAGAUGCAGAUGCAGCAGCAAAACGAUAGCGAUUAUUAGAUUAUCUCAUAUUUAUAAGAAACGUUUGCUAUUGCUUUCUAAGUACUAUAAAUAAUAUAUAUAUAUAUAUAUAUAUAUAUAUAUAUAUAUAUAUAUAUAUAUAUAUAUAAAAUUUUUACAAUAGCAAAUAUUUGAAGAAAAUACAAUGCAAAUGCAAAAUAUGCAUAAACUUCUCUUACUUCCUUACCGUCAACAUUAUAAAAAGAUUAAAUUGUUACAAAUUACAAUAAUUUAUUAAUAAGUAAAUACACUAUAUUUAUGC
Vespa crabro (European hornet) is the source of this 925-nucleotide messenger RNA. It is a transcript of the gene TfIIA-S, whose product is annotated as transcription initiation factor IIA subunit 2. The record is from RefSeq and is a predicted model, not a curated record. The transcript has 4 exons. Gene Ontology annotation, cellular component: transcription factor TFIIA complex. Gene Ontology annotation, molecular function: TBP-class protein binding; RNA polymerase II general transcription initiation factor activity. Bases 315 to 653 code for a protein of 112 amino acids. Gene Ontology annotation, biological process: transcription initiation at RNA polymerase II promoter; RNA polymerase II preinitiation complex assembly. Lineage: Eukaryota; Metazoa; Arthropoda; Insecta; Hymenoptera; Vespidae.